Molecule: messenger RNA, 4641 nt
Organism: Apodemus sylvaticus (European woodmouse)
Lineage: Eukaryota; Metazoa; Chordata; Mammalia; Rodentia; Muridae
Gene: Mamld1
Product: mastermind like domain containing 1
Exons: 5
Coding region: 304-3498 (1064 amino acids)
Biological process (GO): regulation of transcription by RNA polymerase II
Cellular component (GO): nuclear body
Source: RefSeq, a predicted model, not a curated record
AGCCGGGCGGUGGGAAUGGAGCGAGCAGAUUGAGGCCGCCACUGCAGCGCCGCCAGCAUGAACUUGGCCGCGAGCUGAAGCGGCGGGCGGCGGGCGGGCGCGGGGGCACCGGCCGCUAGCCAGGGGGUGAUCUUCAAUCCGGCUGGGCCAUUCGGCGGGCGUCUGGGGGUAGGCUGCCCGUGCCGGCGGCCGCCCGCCCCUCUGGCUCUGCCCUGGCUGCCGCUGGAGCUCCGCAACACGCUCUGUGUCUAGGUCAUUUGGGAAUCGCGUUGGAGAGUCAAGAAUAAAACUGCAUCUCAAACAAUGGAUGACUGGAAAAGUCGGCUUGUAAUCGAGAACAUGCUUCCACAUUUCAACAUGGUGGGAAAUCGUCAGGAGCCCAGAAAGCUCCAGGAAUCGGGAACCAGUAAAAGAAGACAGGAAGGAGAGAACUUCCACUUCACAGGCGUGGCUGAUGGGGGCUAUCCUAAUAAAAUCAAGAGACCUUGCCUUGAAGAUGUCACCCUGUCUAUGGGCCCAGGGGCCCACCCUACUUCUCUCUCUACAGAGAUUCAGAUGCCCACAUUAAACAUGAAUCACAAUUCUGCAGAUCUGGGAGUGUCUGGUCAAUCAUUACUCCUUGAGAAUAGCCCUCUGGACAGUAAUGUUGUGAAUAGCAGUGCUAUGGGCUCACCAUUUGGGGUGCCAUCAAUUGCAGACACGGGGCUGAAAGGACAUGCUGUUUCUUACUAUGAGAAAAACAACAGUAUGCCAGCUGUAGACCAAGAGCUUCAAGAUCUGCUGGAGGAACUAACCAAAAUUCAAGAACCUUCUUCAAAUGAUCUUGACCUUGAGAAGAUUCUGGGGAGCAAGUCAGAAGAACCUCUCGUUUUACAGAAUCCCCAGGCCCCUCUUGGUCCCCCUGCCAAGCUUCCAGUUCAGAUGCCACAUAUGGAAAGCCUUGGAUCCAGCAAGGAAUUUGCAUCUAGCUGCAGUCAAGUUGCUGGCACAUCACUACCAAUCAUGCCCUCCUCCACAGGGAUCAGCUACUCCAUUCCUUCCACCAGUAAGCAGAUAGUCUCAUCCAGUUCUUCAACAGCACAGGCUCAGGUCAAAAACCAGGUCCAGAACGUGCUCCCCGUCACUAUGCCUCCAUUAUCUGUGCCUCAGUGGCAUCAUGCCCACCAGCUGAAAGCACUUGCAGCCAGCAAGCAGGGAUCUGCUACAAAACAAGGUUCCAACCGCAGCUGGUCCAGUUUGCCUCCUCCAGGUCUUUCCCCACCUUACCUCCCAGUGCCAUCUCCUCACCCACCACCACCACAACCACCACCACCACCAUUCAGCCCACAGAACUUCACAGCGUCCUGCAUGUCAUCCAAUAGCUUGUCUGGCAGUGCUGUGCAAAACUCGCCCAAUGCCUUACUCUCCAGCAUGGCCCCCAGCAGCAAUGCUGCCCUUGGGCCCACCUUGCCCUAUGUUCCAGCAAAGCUCCCGGGUCUGCCUCUCAAUCAGCAACCACAAUUCAGCCCCCAGAGCUCCAUUCUUGCCAAUCUGGUGUCCUCUACUGUCAAAAGCCCUCAAGGACACCUGAUAUCUGCUCUGCCCACCAGCACCCCAGGGCCAUCCCCUCCCUACCGCCCUGAGAAUCUCUCCAGUCCCGGCUUGCCACAGCAGUCCUUUACUCCACAAUACUCUCUGAUCAGGAGCCUCACUCCCACCAGCAAUCUGCUAAGUCAGCAACAGCAACAGCAACAGCAGCAGCAGCAACAAAAACAGCAACAGCAACAGCAGCAGCAGCAGCAGCAGGUGGCAAAUUCCAUCUUUAAGCCUAUGACCAACAGCCAGCAACCCAAAACCUUGAGUAUGAUCAUGCAGCAUGGCCUAACAAGUUCCAGUCCAGAAGCACCUGAGCCCUUUACCUUCAGCAACACGAAGCCCUUGUCACAUUUUGUUUCUGAGUCAAGCCCCCGGAAGAUGACCUCCAUGCCUACCCACUCCAGGCAGUCGUCUUUGCUCCACUAUUUGCCUCAGGCAACACCAGCACACGCUCCUUCUGCCACUGCCUCCUCAACUGCCACUGCCACUUUGCAACUCCAGCAUCAUCAUCAACAGCAUCAUCAUCAACAGCACCAUCAUCAACAGCAGCAGCAUCAACAGAACCAUCAUCAACAGCACCAUCAUCAACAGCAGCAGCAUCAACAGCAGCAGCAUCAACAGCAGCAGCAUCAACAGCAACAGCAGCAGCAGCAGCAGCAGCAGCAGCAACCUGACCAGUCUUCAUUCCUUCUGCAGCAGAUAAUGCAACAACCCCAGCGCUUUCAGCGCAUGAUGGCCUCUGAUUCUAUGCCUGCUCUUCCUGGACAGCAAGAGAAGCAGAGAUCAGGUCCUAUGGCAAUGACCCCUAAACAGCAGAAUGCGUGUAUCGCCCAGCAGAUGACUCAAUUUCAAGCAGUACAAGAACAAGUCAUCUCCAAAUGUAACCAGACCAAGACAAGAUCCCCAUCCAACCAGCAAAAGGUACCACCCAAAACCCAGCUCCUUCAGAACAAUCGGAUUCCAAGCAUAUUAUCACCCACAAUUCACAUGGGUAUUUUGUCAUCAGCUUUGAAGAAGCAGCAAGUCAACACCGGCCUUCCAUUUCCCAUCUCCUCAGGCUUGGGUCAGGAUCCCCUGAAUAGUCUUGGCUCUGUCUGUCCCAAAGCCAAGGCCAUGCCCUUAGAAGUGCCCCUGCCCAAGCUCUGUAUCAGCCUCCUGGGCAACCAAUCCUUGACUCCCCACCAACUCAGCCUCCCCAGUGUGCCAAUGAUGUCUUCAGUGUUCAGUAAUGCAGUCUGUACAGUGGCAACUACAGCUGUAACCACGCCAGUUUCAAAGGAAUCACCCCUGAGCCAAGUAGAUAAUAGAAUUGUGUCGCAUUUUGAUAGCAACUCCAUCAUCUUUGCCAAGGCACUCAUGAGUACUCCCCCAACAGCUCUAGUAUCUCCAUCUCAGAAGGUUGUGGUCCAGGCCAAUCAGAUGGCUCCAGGAGCCAGGCCUGUCCAGAAGGUGCAUUCUGCUCUGGCCAGCCCCAGAUUCAGUCUAUUGGGCAAUCAGAGCCUCAUGCAGAGCCUAGCACAGAGGCCUGUGCCUAUGUUGAGCACCAAGUCCCUCCAACAGAGCAUGGCCAGCUGCUCUCCCAUGAGUCCUAUUCAGAGACUGGAGCCUCCAAGCUAUGUAGCUGCUACUGCUGCCACUAACCAGUCCCUAGGUACAUUGAUUAGAAUGGGCAGAUCCCCUGAGCUACAGGACAAUGUCUUGCCUCAGGCCCAGCCCCCAAUAGAUGGUCUGAUUUCACCAUCAUCUGCAGGCAGUGAUGUGGAUUUCAUGGAAGAGCUUUUGGAAGGCCCCAGUGUGGCCCCAGAUGAAGACUGGGUGUGCAACUUGAGGCUGAUAGGUGACAUUUUGGAGCAACAUGCUGCUGCCCAAAAUGCUACAGCCCAGAAUGCUGACCAAGUCACCCAGGGUUCUGAGGAGCUGUAAAUCAAAGUAGGGUGCUCCAGAAAAGCCCCAUGCUGUCACUCAAAAGACUGGUCUGAAUCUGCAGCCAGCUUGAAACUGGCCACAGAUACCCACACUAGGGUCCUAGUCAGAAUCUUGUCAGCCCUGCCCAUCCCUCUAUCUACCUGAUAAAUAAAAAGCUGGUGAUUUUUCAAGUUACUUGUACAUAUUUGAAAAUUUUGUAAAUGGUUUUCCUAAUCAUAAAUGACAGAAGUAUUUAUACUUGGUUUUGUGGCUUUGUAAAUAAAGUGGCAGCUUUGGUUUCAAUAGAGUUGUGUUUAUUAUACAUUGUUCCAAAUAUGCAGACUGUGUUGUUCGCUCCAGUGAUAACCUUGUUAAACCAGGUGGCCUAGUCACUGAGGUUUUCAUGCCAUGAGAGAUGUGGAUGUGACCAAGGGGUAUUGUGCAAACUGACAAUGCCUAAUAGAAAGCCACUUGGUCAUUAAUUUCCACUCCAUUACAAACUGUACUACCCAGUGUGACUUUUAAUCUUUCGCAAGCCUUUAAAUCUCAGCUAGUUCUUUCCUAAUGAACAUUUACAGCAAAAGUCACGGUAUGGUUAAGUGUCCCACAGAGACACUCAUGAGAGGCCAAGAGCGUCCUUUAGGUUUGGUUAAGAGAGGUGCAGAAAUAGCCUAUGAGCUGAGCACUGUGUGAGCUGGCCACCUUGAAGAACUAGAGCGUUCCCUUCCCUUUGUCACCUAUGGUGACCUUCAGCCGCAGAGAAAGCCCUAGCUUUAGACAGCUUUGGUACACCAUCACAGAGUGAUGCUUUAAAGUCUGCUUUAAACCAUUUAACACUCAUUUUUGAUGUGAAUCUCUGUGGCUUGGGGGGUAAGUCUGUAAACAUUAUUGGUUGAUUUGGGGUUUGUCUUUAAUGGUUUCUAUUUACGGUUCUUGUCAUGUAUAUUUAAGUAUCUGUUAGAGAAACUCCAUAGCCACUGUCCUGUAAACUUUGCUCAGUGUCCAGAUUUUGUGUAAUCACAUUUUAAUUGACACCCUGUAUUUUGAUUCAGAAUUUGAGAUCUGGCAUCUAUUUGGAGCCAGUGGUUUUGUUGUUGUUGUUGUUAUUGUUGUUGUUGGAUUUUUUCUUUUUCUUUUUUUUUUCUUGUUCUGUAAUAAACA